AUGGCAUAUCAAGUAUUCGCAAAAGCGCAGGCGCAACAGCGGACAGCCGCAAAUACAACAUCGACAACUGCGACUUCUCCGCCCCUCUCCCCUCCCUCGUUGCUGGCCAAGCAGCCACCCCUCCAUCCUGCGCCUUUGGUGCUCCCACAAUCUGCUUCUUCUUCGUCUUCGCAUAGGCCACCUUCAAUUGGAGACCCGAAUUUUACCCCGACACCAUUCUCGGAGCCAUUGAUUACCUACCAAACUCCCCAUCCACAUGUCACCAUCGAUCCAGUCCGAACUGCACACAUCCCUUCUUUGAGCCGCAUAACUGGGCUGUUACUUCCUAUCCGAUACCCCAGCUCAUUCUACACGGCAUGUAUUACCGACCCGGUCAUUGCUUCAUUAUCACGCGUCGCGGUGUACCAUGACCAUCCCGUUCCCAGCGGGCCAUCUACAGAGACAACAUUUGGAGCAACACGCCAAUCACCAACCUCAACGGCAGGAGGCGGAGCAGGAGGACUAUGCGGCACAGAUAAAGUCAUAGGAGGAAUCAGAUGCCGCCUCGAACGGCUCUUUCCCGAAUUCGCAGGUCUAAACGGACAAGAUAGCAGGUCACCGCCAACGAAUCUGUACAUACAGACUCUACACUUACUUUCACCGCAUCGAGGAAAUGGCGUUGCGGCUUCACUCCUGAAUGCUUUGUUAUUUGCGAAACCGCCGUCGGUAUCUUCAAAGUCGUAUCGAGUUUCGUCUCUGGUGAGGCAUUACAACAUUCAUACUGUGACAGCUCAUGUUCACGAGACCAACGAUGAAGGAUUGAGGUGGUAUGUUGCUAGGGGGUUCCAUGUUGAAGAUGGGGUCGUGAAGGGUUAUUACAGACGUUUGAAUCCCGGUGGAGCGAGAAUCGUCAGGUUAGAUCUGGAUUGGGACAAUGACGAGCAGGAAGAGGAAGCAGGUAAACAGCAGCAAGAUUCGGAAAACUCACUACAGUCAUCGGACGUAACCAAAGCCACCAUAUCCGCAAACGAGGAACAAAGCGAUGAUGAAGACGACGAUUGGGAGAAGCUCGAGCCCGAAGAGGACGAUGCCGAUGACCACGGCGUUGUACACCUUACAGACAGUCAGAUCCUAGAUGACAAUUCUCCUACAUCGACGGCAUCUCUCUCCGGUAAACGUAAACGCGAUCUUGAACAGUUUCAAAAAAGGCAUAAAUAG
Messenger RNA from Talaromyces amestolkiae, 1197 nucleotides. RefSeq lists its product as uncharacterized. The coding region runs from base 1 to 1197 and encodes 398 amino acids. NCBI's taxonomy places the organism in Eukaryota, Fungi, Ascomycota, Eurotiomycetes, Eurotiales, Trichocomaceae. Gene Ontology annotation, biological process: mitotic sister chromatid cohesion. The record is from RefSeq and is a predicted model, not a curated record. Gene Ontology annotation, cellular component: NatA complex. The transcript has a single exon.